UCUAUUUAUUACUUCACAAAGCAGGCAACAAUUGGUUUUUGAUCAAGAAUGCAAAAUGGAUUAUUUGUCGUGAACUAGCCAUAGACAGGAAGAUCUAGUGUCACUCUUUUGCCCUUUGUUGAAAUGGAAGCUCCCAAACAGACUAUCUCCUUGUCCAAAGAUGCCUGAUGGUUGUUUAGCUAAGAAGAGAACACUGAAUGACUUUCAUGUUUAGUGUGGACAGGUUUGAUUUCUGUGAACUUGCAUUGUAAACUGCUGCAGUUGUAACAGAACCUCAAAGUAAUCCUGGGUUGUGCUUGUUUCCCAAUUCCUCUUUCAACCUGAUCAGAACACACCAAUUCCUGUACGACACAGAAGGUCCCGCUCUGCAGGUGGCAGAUGGGUAGAUCAUAAGCCUGCCUCGAAUGUGCAAACUGAGACAGUCAUGCAGCCACAUGUCCCUAAUGCCAUCACAGUGUCUGUUGCAAGUGAAAAGGCGCUAGCUAAGUGUGAGAAGUACAUGCUGACCCACCAGGAACUAGCCUCCGAUGGGGAGAUUCAAACUAAAGUAAUUAAGGGAGAUGUAUUUAAGACGAGAGGUGGUGGACAAUCAGUUCAGUUUACCGAUAUUGAAACUUUAAAACAGGAAUCGCCAACUGGUAGUCGGAAACGAAGAUCGUCCACACUAGCCCCAGCCCAACCAGAUGGUACAGAGUCUGAAUGGACGGAUGUAGAAACAAGGGUAGGGGGAAAAAUUAAAUACUUGCUUGCUAAUAUUAGCUACAUAAUGCUGAGCACUAAUGCUCUUUGAAGAUGCUGAGGCAAAGCCACAAAGUACCCAUGCAGCCUGGAAGCCUGUAACUAACAUUCUGGU
This is a messenger RNA of Grammomys surdaster, 853 nucleotides long. RefSeq names its product kinesin-like protein KIF23. Bases 425 to 790 code for a protein of 121 amino acids. The transcript is spliced from 3 exons. The record is from RefSeq and is a predicted model, not a curated record. NCBI's taxonomy places the organism in Eukaryota, Metazoa, Chordata, Mammalia, Rodentia, Muridae.